Molecule: messenger RNA, 6295 nt
Organism: Salvelinus sp. IW2-2015
Lineage: Eukaryota; Metazoa; Chordata; Actinopteri; Salmoniformes; Salmonidae
Source: RefSeq, a predicted model, not a curated record
UAGCAGAAAUAGAGAGCGGCUGACUGAGCACAGCCCCAGAGCACAGCAGACUAACACCAUGACAGCAGCAGCACGCUAGGCUGAGGCUGCUGUCCCUCCCUGCCUAAGAGGGUGUGCCUGUCUCCACAUCGGCCACAGCCCGUGCUCCCUUACCUGCCUGGAUGGCUGUGUAGUGUGUAUCGUGGGAUUAAUGUUACCAUGCUGCCGACGACACACAGCCUCCUGCCCUCGCCAAACUGCCGCCACCGGCCCGCUGGAAACAACUAGAAGCCUAGAAGAAGUUCAUGAAGACUUAACCAGCUGAUCUUAACUCUUAAACGACAGAAAAUAAUACGUCAUUUUGCCUCCUGAUCUCUGAAGAAUUAAAGAAACGGGAAGAGUAUUUUUCUUACUAAGGAUUGUUGAGUAAUCUCCUUUCCUUUUUAUUACAUUGAAUAAUUCCUAAAACCUAAAGCCGGGUAUUGUCCAAGUGCUCUGCAGACGAACAGGGAGACCAGACCAGUUGUGACUAGAAGCACAUAUCACCAUGCCAGAGGGGUUUAUUGAGAGACCGCUGUCCCCUUCCCUCCCCAGGGACUGUGGCCAUGAGUGCCGGGUGUGCCGGGUGACCAUGGUGAGCCUAACGGACUACGCCAACCACAUAUCCAGCAGGGUGCACAAACAGCGUGUGGAAACGGCGGAACGGGAGGGUGCCGGGAACGACCAGGAAGAGGAGUACUUCGACAAGGAUCUGGUCAAACUGAUCGAGACCCGGAAGGAAGUGAUCAGGAGAGAGGAGGAGGCUGCUGCAAAGCGUGCCAAAGAGGAGGAGGUGCAGAGGAGAGAGGAAGAGGAGAGUAGGAAACGGCAGCAACAGAUCCAGAAGUGGAGUGACGCACGGCAGUACUUCUGCCAGAAGGGGGCGUUGUGGGACUGGAGAUACCUCAACAAAACCCCUCCAACACCACCACCACCUCGAAAAUGCAAAGGGUCUGCCUGGCAGGGGCAGGGGGGCUGGGACUGCAGCUCGAACCCCGCUGGGGGUCGAGAUCCCUGGGAGACCCAGGAGGACAUCAGGUUUAACUGGCACGACAGGAAACAGGGCCGCAGUGCCACCUGGCACGCCCAGGAAUCACCCAACGUCUACAAGUGGAGCGCUGGACAGAGAGGCAGUGGCAGCCUGCACAGCAGGGAGGGAACCAAUAAGAGAUGGCAGCAGGAGGAGUAUCUCCAUCCUCCGGCACAGCAGCAGAGAGGAGGGAGGGGACCCUGGCAGCAGAACAGCAGAGGAGGAGGGACUACCAGUCUAUACGGCGGCAGCAGCAGAGGGGGUAACGGACUUCCUGGUGUGCUCGCUGAGCCUGUCAUGACGGAAGGGCUGAGCAGCGUAGAGUCUCUUCACAGGAUGGACUUCACCAGCGACCAGCUGGAUCCAGUCGGGUCCUUCGACCAGCUACACCGAGACGCUCACUUUAAAGCGCAGGAUGACGGCAGGAAGGGUGGACACCAGAACCAGGAACGGCCAGCCGGUGGAGCAGAACAUGAUCGUAAAAGCGGCACGGGGCCCAAGGCGUUCGGUAGUAAUCCUAAACUAGACAAGGCCUGUCGCUGGUCCCCUUAUCCGUCCCAUAAGGAGACUCACCCCCACCCUCAUCCUCACCCCCACCCCCCACCGUCACCCCUCAGAGAAGCACCCAAAGGGUCCUCCUCCUCCCCCAACCUUCCAGACCCCCAGAUCCCUUCGGCCCAGGGCAGAGAUGUUGACCUGAGGCCCAGACGUGACAUAACGCUGGACCUCCAACACUCCUCGGGUCUGCAGCCGACUCAGUCCAGACGGGACCUCGCGAGCAGGACAGCAGAGAGCGACACAGCAUCAGAGUCUCCUGAUUACAGUGUCGAAGGGAGGGAACCCAGGAAGCAUAGAGACAUCUCUACAAGGAUGAGUAGUAGUAGAUACCAGCAAUUGUCUGAGCUCCUCUUACAGAGCAACCAGUCUGAGGACAGACGGACAACACCACCUCCUCUCCUCUUCCUCUGGUCUACUCCACCAGAACGGGCAGCGCGACUAAGCCAUCAGAGUGCCUUGAGACAAAGGCCUGUGCUCUCUCUCUUCUACUACCAGCCCCAAGACCACCUCAGUAGGGCCUCCAGUCCCACCCUCAAACCUAACCCAAUGCCCAAGACCCACCUCACCCCGAAGACCCACCUCAGUAGGGCCUCCAGCCCCACCCUCAACCUAACCCAAGGCCCCAUGACCCACCUCAGUAGGGCCUCCAGCCCUAGCCCCUCUACCACCCCCAGGACCCAGCUGAGCCGAGCCUCCAGCCAGGACUCGGACCAGCCCAGGUUGUCCAGACACAGAAGCCAGGAUUUGGGGAGGAGGCAGGGAUCAAAGUCCCCCCAGCAGGACCAGGAGCAGCUGCUGACCGAGAUGCUGAGGAGAGCCAAGGAGACACUGCUAGACAAGAGGUGCACCGUGGAGCUGUCUGCUGUUCACCACAGGACAGAGGGACAGAAGACGGAGUCCAACGACCAUAGGAUGGAGAAAAAGGAUAAGAAGAUGGCGCUACACAUCGAGGAACAACAGCAGCAGCAGCAGGUGGAGAGCUCUGAAGGUGUUAAGGUUGGAGACGACAACAGACAGAAGAGAGGGAAGACGUCUAGACAAACCAGACAGGACAGAGCUAGCAGCAGAGCUAACCCAGCUGAGGACAGAGCUGCUGCUAAUGAGUCUUUGGAGACCACGAUGGAGUUUGUGACGUCUCCCUCAGACAACCACCUGUCUGUUCAGUCUGUCCAGGUCAGCACUUCCACCAUGGAGUCCCCAGGGGGGGCUGUGCUCUCUCUCUCUCCCAGGGAGGAGGAGGCGGUGGGGGAGAGGGAGAGGGAGGAGGCGAGGGGCAUGGUGGCUGGUGCUGGAGAGGAGGCCAUGGAUGUAGCAGACGCAGGGCUAUGGUCAGACAGUGACCCCUUGAGAACCAUCGACCCUAACCUUGACCUCCACACGACCUCUGACCCCUCCUCAGGCUCCACCCAGACCAAACCCACCCUACCCUUAGCCCUAAAGAGGGACCUCACCCGACACAUCGGCUCCAAGACCAAGAGCGGCAGCCACGAGCCCAAUCUGAACAUCGCCCGGCGGAUAAGGAAUGUGAGCGGGACGAGGCGAGGGGAGGCGGAGAAGGAUUCGGGGCUGAAGCCAACGCUAAGACAGCUCAUCAGCUCCUCGGGGUCACGUCGCUGUGUCAACUGGGACCAGGUGUACCAGGAAGUCCACAGGAAGAAGCAGCAGCAGGGGAAAGGCAUGCCCAGGUUCGGUAUAGAGAUGGUGUCCUGUGACCAGGAAGAGGAAGACAUUCCUCUGACCGAGGGGUUUCAGUGGGAGACCCUCUUCGGCGUCGGAGCCUAUGGAACAGCCCUCGCCCCCGUGACUCCUCGCAAACGCAGCCUCUCGGAGAGUAGCGUGGCUCCGGACCGCUCGACCACCAACCUCUCCUCUCUCUUCGGGGGUCAGACCCCUGGUCAGGCGAUGCCAGGAGAGAGGGCACACGGAGAUGGGGCUGGAAGGGAAGUGAGAUGCAGCUCGGAGCAGAAAAGCUCCUCGUUCUUCAGAGACCCCCAGCAGCCUAAGGUGGAGGGGACACAGUGCGAGGAGGACAGAGCACAGAGAGAAGUCCAGGGGGCACUACCGGAGGGGCCACCAGGGGUCCAGCCACCAGGGGUCCAGCCACCAGGGGUCCAGCCGAGACCUGACUCCGUGAUGGGGGACAGCAGCUCGGGGACGGAGCUGACCGACACGCAGGGAGCCAGGAUGAAACGACGUGCAGCCGGGGACAUUCCAUGCCCUGAAAUCCCUCAUUCAGAGAGGAAGACUAAAAGACUGAAGGUCAAGUCCAAGAAAGUUUCGAUGGUCUCUCAGGUUUCCAUGGAGAUGAGUACUCUGAGAAGGAAGCGUAUUGAGUUGCUCCAGGGGAUACAAGGUGGUGUUGACAGCCAUUCCCUGCCCAGAGUGAAGAGCUGUGAAGAGGAGAUGCCUUUAGAGAUGUCCCCCUACCUGCUGUCGCCUCUAACAGAAGCCCCUGUCCCCAGUCCUAACCAGGUUCCCCUCUACCUCCCCCCCUGCUCCACGCCCCCCUCCCUGUCCCCGAGCCACCAGACCCAGCCCCAGCCUGUCACACAGUCAGUAGUUAUCAAGCAGGAGCCCCUGUCCCCUGGUAGGUUGACCACUGAGGCGGAGGUUGCGGAGAGCGCAGUCACAGUCCACCAGCGAGUUCACCACGGUCCUCACAGCACCACGCCAGAGCCCACGCCCAUCCCUACAGCCCCUCACACAGAUUGUGCCCUCAGCUGCCAACCGGUCAGAGGGAGGAAGUCUGAGCAUCACAGAGCCAGCAGAGAGCUCUCUCAAGAGGACAGCAGCCUACCCGUAGGAGCGUGUGUAGAAUGGAAGGACCCCUCAGCAGGUUCACCAGGCCUCGUCCAGUCAGGAGAGAGGGGUGUCCAGGUUACCACAGAAGACAGGGGUAACUUCAAGUCCCACCCAACCCCACUGUCAGGACCAUCCAGCCGCAAGAGCUCCAGAGCCGGGGUUCAGGAUCUAGAAACAUCCUCCGUCCUCCCUCCGUCCCUCGCUCCGUCCAUCGCUCCGCCUCAGGCGGAGGUGAAGACCAUAAAGCGCGUGAGGAAGUUGAAGAAGAAGAGGGUGCUGAGGAAGGCCAAGGGGGAGGAGCAACAGCUUGACAACAGCGACACAGAACUGGAGGCGGAGACGACCUUCUCCCGACCCGUCAGACUCCUCGGCACCCGCAGGAAACCCAGCGGGGGAUUCCGGCCCCAGGUCACCACUUCCUCCUCCACAUCUACCUCCAGCCUGCCCGGAACAUCAGAGGACAGGGGAGAGCUUCCAGGACCAGCCACUAGACCUGAGGCGAGGCAGGAGGACUCUGAUUCCUCUCUGGAGAUGGUCGUUCUCCCCCAGGCAGCUCCAGCUGAGGUGGUCACCAUUGACACCUCAGGUCCAGAGGAUGGAGACAUGGAUAUCUGCGGCGUUGCCUGUCCACGGCCACAGCCCACUGUCUCACCCCCAGCCCCAGACACACUGAAGACAGAGCCCCAGAAGCUGGCCUGCAACGAGGUGACUUCCACCAGCGAGAUGGAUGGUAGCUCUGUAGUCAAGAGGUCCUCUAUCUCUUAUCUUUUAUCUGUCUCUAGACGGGUCGCCGGAGCCCGGGGGGAUGAUCUGCCAUCUGAGGGGAUGUUUGAGGGUCACCAGGAGACUGUUAAUGCCAUGCAGGUCCACAUGGGUCUCCUCUAUACCUGUUCUGGAGAUCGCACUGGUAGAGGCCUUCAGCCUGGUAGCCGUGAGUGUGUGGCUGUGUUUGAGGGCCACAGCACCAAGAUCAACUGUUUGCUGGUUUCUUCUGGACCAGGUCUACAACAUCGCCUUUACUCUGGCUCCAGUGACCAGACUAUACGCUGCUACAACCUCAGGUCCAGGGAGUGUGUGGAUCAGUUCUCUCUCCCGGACCGGGUUCUCUGCCUCCACAACCGCUGGAAAGUUCUGUACGCUGGCCUAGCUAACGGCUCCGUGGUCACCUUCAGCCUCAAGACCAAUAAGCAGCUGGAUGUGUUCGAGUGUCACGGGCCGCGGGCGGUGAGUUGCCUAGCGACAGCCCAGGAAGGAGCUCGCCGCAUCCUAUUGGUCGGGUCCUACGACAGCACCAUUAGCAUCCGGGAUGCCAAGAGUGGCCUGUUGCUACGGACUCUAAAGGGACACACCAAGACAGUACUGUGUAUGAAGGUAGUCAAUGACCUGGUCUUCAGUGGCUCCAGUGACCAGUCGGUCCAUGCACACAAUAUACACACCGGAGAGGUUGCGUGCUAUCUAUAAAGGACAUAGUCUGCUGUCACGGUGGUGGACGUCCUGGGGAAGGUGAUCACUGCCUGUCUUGACAAACUGGUCCGCGUCUACGAAACACAGUCACAUGAUCGUUUGCAGGUGUACGGUGGACACAGAGACAUUGUGAUGUGUAUGACUGUCCACAAGAGUAUGAUCUACACUGGUUGCUAUGACGGCAGUGUGCAGGCGGUCAAACUGAACCUGAUCCAGAACUAUCACUGCCGGGUAAGACGGGAACCGGGAUUUGUGCAUGGCUGUUCUCUGAUCUUUGGAGUGUUGGAGCACGUCCAGCAGCACCUGCUCCAAGACCACGCCUCUCCCAACACACAGAACCUCAAGUGUCGAUGGAAGAACUGCGAUGAGUAUUUCGCCGCUCGCAACGGCUCCAAGCAGCCGCCUACUUCCCGACAGGUGUAA